Molecule: messenger RNA, 1183 nt
Organism: Drosophila takahashii
Lineage: Eukaryota; Metazoa; Arthropoda; Insecta; Diptera; Drosophilidae
Gene: Ubc2
Product: ubiquitin conjugating enzyme 2
Biological process (GO): protein polyubiquitination
Cellular component (GO): nucleus
Molecular function (GO): ubiquitin conjugating enzyme activity
Source: RefSeq, a predicted model, not a curated record
GACGGACCCGGAGCGAUAGCCGACUACAAACAUACAAAUUAUCGAGUUUCUAACAAAGAUAAAGACGGCUCUGCGUCUCCGCGUAUUUGCCAACUGUAUUUUAGCCAAAUAAAAGCGACUGGAAAGGUGAAAACCGCCGGAGCAGGACUGCCCACACUGCCACCCACCGAGGACGCCAGCGGAACAGCCUUGCAGCCACAGCGAAGGCCGUGUGCAGUGCACGAGUGCGAGCGAGAGGGCAGCAGGCGACACAGGCAAAGGCGAGCGAAUCAUUUUCGCAAGUGUUGUGAUAGAAAAAAGUGAAGGAGCUGCGACAGUGAGCCCAAACGACCACGACCAAGAAUGUCUUCAACCCCAGCAGCGGGCAGUGCCGCCGAGGUGGCCACCUCCAGUGCCACCUCAAAUGCCCCGAGUGCGCCCAGCACGACGGCCAGCAACGUGAGCAAUCCCAGCCAGCCCCCGUCCGCCGGAACGCCGCAGGCUCGUGGUGGCAGGGGCAGUAACGCCAACGGAGGAGCCUCCGGCAGCAAUGCGGCCGGCGGGGAUGAGCCGCGCAAGGACUCCAAGCCAACGCCCAGAAUUUCCAAGGCCCUGGGCACGUCGGCCAAGCGCAUCCAGAAGGAGCUGGCCGAGAUCACACUGGACCCACCGCCCAACUGCAGUGCCGGGCCCAAGGGCGACAACCUGUACGAGUGGGUCUCCACCAUCCUGGGACCACCCGGAUCCGUCUACGAGGGCGGCGUCUUCUUCCUCGACAUACACUUCUCGCCCGAGUACCCCUUCAAGCCACCCAAAGUCACGUUCCGGACGCGCAUCUAUCACUGCAACAUCAACAGCCAGGGCGUCAUCUGCCUGGACAUACUCAAGGACAACUGGUCGCCGGCGCUGACCAUAUCAAAGGUCUUGCUGUCAAUUUGCUCCCUGCUCACAGACUGUAAUCCAGCCGAUCCGCUGGUGGGCAGCAUUGCCACGCAAUAUUUGCAGAAUCGAGAGGAGCAUGAUCGAAUUGCGCGUCUCUGGACAAAACGGUACGCAACAUGAUGCGUAAGUUCCGGCAUCGUAAACGUACCACAAACCGAAAACUGCAACAACAGAAACGAAAAUUCGCAUCUUGCAACGGAGAAAGUCUAUUUUAUAAAUAUAUAUUAAACUACGAUAACUAAUAAAUUAACAGUAAAAACUA